Messenger RNA from Ichthyophthirius multifiliis, 1320 nucleotides. RefSeq lists its product as hypothetical. The transcript is spliced from 11 exons. The record is from RefSeq and is a predicted model, not a curated record. NCBI's taxonomy places the organism in Eukaryota, Ciliophora, Oligohymenophorea, Hymenostomatida.
AUGGAUAUUAUUUUAAAGCAAAAAGAUAAACAAUAAUAUAAUAAAGUAUUAGAUAAAAUAAAUGAUGUCUUAGGUAGUAAGAAACAUAAGGGUAUAAACAAAUUUUAUGCUAUGCUACUAUUAAAAGAUUGUGUAACUCCCCAAGAUUAAAAAUCGAAUACUGAUUUUGUAGUUAGUUUAUUAAAGCAUUCUGUUUUAAAAAAAAUAUAAGAAAUAUGUGAAUUUGAUAAAGGAAAUAAAAAAGAAACAAGAGGAUAAACAAUGUAUAAAGAAAAUGAAUAUACUGGUAUUUAAAUUAUUAGAUUAUGUAUGGAAUGUAUUAUGAAAUGGGCAAAAACUUGGGAAAAUGAUAAAAAUGGAAAAAAAUUAUAAUUUAUAUAAAUUCAAGAGAACUUAAAAAAAUAAAAUAUUUAAUUUCCUGAUAGUUAUUUAUUUUUCGAAGAAAAAAAAGCUGCUGCGCCUGUACAAGAAUCGAAAUAAAUUGCUACUGAUUUAAUGUUAAAAGCAUAAAAUUAAAUGAUAGGAAUAUUAGAAUUUGUAGAUUAAUGUGAAACUGAAGAACAAGCCUUAGAUUUUCUUUAUGAAGCCCUAGAUGCAAAUUUACCAGAUAUUUAAAAUAUAUAAAAUUAAAUUCAAAAUAUUGAUUUAGAUGAAUUAGAUAAACUAGAUGAUUAAUAAUAAAUAUUUGCGAUAUCUGAAUACUAUAAUAAUUAUUUAGACUAUCAUUUAAUGUUAAAAAAGUAAUAAAUAGAUUAUGAAAAAUUCAGAAAGCUAACUUUAGAAGAAGCAAAAAUAGCAUUUCCAAUGUUUGUUCCUUAAAACUUUUAAGAAACGAAAAAAAUGCCUGAUGAUUUGGGAAAUAACUUAGAUUAAUUCGAAUCUUAAGGAGCUUAAGUAGAUACAUUUUAAAAUCAAGAAUAUGAGAGAGAAUAAGAGAUUAAAAUAAAAGAAGAAUACGAAAGAAGUAAAAGUGACAUUUCUGUUUUCGAUUUUCCUAUGAAAAAUAUGCAAAUAAAUUAAAAAGAACAUAGAGUCGGGACUAUUUCGGAAAAAAUACUUGAUAUUAAUACUUAGAGGUAUGUUAUUAAGUGUAAUUUAUAUUUAGGAAAUAAAUCUGGCUUUACAGUUGAAAACUUUAAAUUGAAAUUUGAAGGAGAUCAAAGAACCGUUGAAUUAGAUAUUUAGAAAAUAGAAUAUAUGUUAAAGUUUAUUGUUUAUCCAAAUUAUAGAGCUUUAAUAAAAAUUAUUCCCUUUUCGGGUUAUGUUGCUACAGCAAAAACUUUAAUAGAUCAUUUUGUUUUCAUUUUUGGAUAAGAUUGA